Molecule: messenger RNA, 361 nt
Organism: Acanthoscelides obtectus
Lineage: Eukaryota; Metazoa; Arthropoda; Insecta; Coleoptera; Chrysomelidae
Source: the annotation of a GenBank genome assembly
GUCAAAAAGUUAGACUGAUAGCUAAUUUGAAUAUACAUAGGUAAUGACUGGAAAAUUAUUGUGAAUGUACUAUUCAAAACGAAUCUAUAGCGAUGCCUUAUGAAGCCAUCUAUGUAGUACUGGGUCCAGGACCUGUCGUUCUAACAUGUCCAGCUUGUAAUACUAGGGUGACGACUUACACAAGAACGGCCCCAAAUCCGAUGACACAUUGCUUAGCAGCUUGUCUUUGUAUUUUAGGAUGUUGGCUUUGCUGUUGCUUACCAUAUUUCUGCGUUCCUCCAAUAGUCCGGCAUUAUUGUCCUCGCUGUGGUGCAUAUUUAGGAUCAUGCAGCUAAUAAAGCUAUUAUUCUAACGACAUAUA